Molecule: messenger RNA, 1543 nt
Organism: Anguilla rostrata (American eel)
Lineage: Eukaryota; Metazoa; Chordata; Actinopteri; Anguilliformes; Anguillidae
Product: ubiquitin-conjugating enzyme E2 A-like
Exons: 6
Coding region: 116-574 (152 amino acids)
Biological process (GO): DNA repair; protein polyubiquitination; proteasome-mediated ubiquitin-dependent protein catabolic process
Cellular component (GO): HULC complex
Molecular function (GO): ubiquitin conjugating enzyme activity
Source: RefSeq, a predicted model, not a curated record
UACUGAAUACAUACAAUUACGUCUUUGCUAGGCGGGGAUUGAAGAAGUCUGGUGGACUGUAGCUUUUUAAUCAGGAAGUAAAAUCUUCGCUUCAAUUUUUUUUCUUUAUUUGAAGAUGUCAACACCAGCCAGAAGACGUUUAAUGAGAGACUUUAAACGGCUUCAGGAAGAUCCCCCAGCCGGUGUCAGUGGAGCCCCGUCUGAAAACAACAUCAUGGUUUGGAAUGCAGUCAUUUUUGGCCCGGAGGGAACACCUUUUGAAGAUGGUACCUUUAAACUGACAGUAGAAUUCACAGAAGAAUAUCCCAACAAACCACCUACAGUUCGCUUUGUAUCCAAAAUGUUUCAUCCUAAUGUCUAUGCAGACGGUAGUAUAUGUUUGGACAUUCUUCAGAAUCGCUGGAGUCCUACCUACGAUGUGUCUUCAAUCUUAACUUCUAUACAGUCCCUGCUGGAUGAACCGAACCCCAAUAGUCCAGCAAACAGUCAGGCAGCGCAGCUGUACCAGGAGAACAAGCGCGAGUACGAGAAGAGGGUGUCAGCCAUCGUGGAGCAAAGCUGGCGCGACUGUUAACCCUGCCCCCGCUCCCAACGGACACUGUCCCGCCCACACUCCCUUCUCUAGAACCUUCUCUUUAUUCGCUGUGUAACCCUGUCCUUGCCCUGGCCCGCCCCCACUGCAGUCACCCCGGAAACCGGAACCACCACAGGACACCUGGGUCACCUGCAAACCCUUUCUGCUGCUGCUAGGCUUCCCCCCCCCCCAUGCGGUUUUUAUGCCAAGGGUUUUCAUGUUCUGGUUUUCUACGGGCUGAAAAUCAGUCUGGUUGCCUCUGCCUGACUGACUUUAAACUUUAGGCCUUCUGACUUUUGGUGCUUGUUGCGAUUUAUAACCAAAUCCUGUUCUAAUUAUCAAAUAAAUUACACAUCAUGUUCACAUAUAGUGUGCUUUACAAGCACACGUUUCACAUAUAAAGCCUUUAUAAAGAUAUCAAGACAAACACAAAAAAGUAUUUGCGUUUGCCAUGCUGUUGAUCAGUUUGAUGGUACUGUAGUGCAUGCUUGUUUGUGGUUGGAAUGUGGAGGUCAGAAUGACAGAAGAGAUGAGGAGUUAAGUCUGAGUGGAGUUUGUUCUGAAGUGGACUGGAGUUACUCCCAAAACUGUACCACUCAAAUAUCUAUGCUUUUCACCUGGCUGUGAAGCACUGCUUCACCGAGACUGUUUUCACCAAGGACGUAUGACCUCGAGUCCAAACCGGACAGUGAAUGGAGAGUUGAACUUGGGUAUAUAACAGAAUCGCAGGGAUCUGUUUUGUCUGCUUUCUGUGCGACAAUAAUGGUGUGUUGGGUUUUUUCAGUUUUUUUUUUUUUUUUGCAAAGAUCAUUUACUGAAGAGAAUGUUCAAGCCCUUCUCCCUCCUAUCUGGACCCCCUGUCCACCUACCUGACUGCCCCAUUCCAUUUGCCCCUGGAUUCCAGAGUGACAGUAUGAUGUGCAAGAGACUACAUUUUCUCACUUGUAAAUAAAAAGCUUUGACAUUGAA